Oppiella nova is the source of this 444-nucleotide messenger RNA. The record is from the annotation of a GenBank genome assembly. Lineage: Eukaryota; Metazoa; Arthropoda; Arachnida; Sarcoptiformes; Oppiidae.
AUGACGUCAAUAGAUGAUAAUAUGCAAGUGGUGCUUGAUGUGGAAAGGGAUCACCCGUUCACCGGCCAGUGCACCCAUACAUGCGAUAAAGAAAAAAUUUUUAAAAGAGGCUAUGGAUGGGAAAGUGCCGGUUGGACGGACCCAAAGAACCCCUCGGAUCACGAGGAAGAGCUGAGUGAUAUGCUCGACUAUGGACCACUGGUUGUGUACACAAAGUCCAGUUCCCCUGUAUUCCAAACAUAUUCCGGAGGUAUACUAGACAGCCGUAAGUGCAAUAUUACCGGCCCUUUAGAUCACAGCCUACUUCUGGUGGGAGAGGGUGUCGCCAAUGGGACCGACUAUUGGAUCGCCAGAAAUAGUUACGGUAAGGGUUGGGGUGAAAAGGGUUACAUACGUCUGGCUAAAGGUAAAAAUAUGUGCGGGAUCGGUUUGGGAUAUAUAUGA